This is a messenger RNA of Amoebophrya sp. A25, 3620 nucleotides long. NCBI's taxonomy places the organism in Eukaryota, Dinophyceae, Syndiniales, Amoebophryaceae. The record is from the annotation of a GenBank genome assembly.
AGGUGACAAGCGUGUUCCCGCAGAAGAGCGCAGGACUAGAGAAUCGGGAACUGAACAGAGAGAGGACUGAUUCUAUAAAUUUGUAGUGGAAUGAGAACUGUACAGCUGCACAUUGAAAAGCAAAAGCCAGGUCCUCGCUAAACAAGAGACAUAUUUUUAGAUGAAGUGGAGCGAGUUCAGUGGAGUCGGUGUGAUCAAGAAACCAAUAUGGCAAAUAAUGAAAAGAGCAAGAGCACCAGCAUCGCUAAAAAUAUAGAAGCGGGGGCUGACCACAGUAAAUGAAGUUCAUCCUUCCACCAAAUGAAUUUGUAACCGACUAAAAUAGGUCUUCAAAAUCAAAAUGAAGAAAAACAAGUCGUCGCCUCCACGCGGUGGAGGCGGUUCGCCGCGCGGCUUGCCAGCUAAAGAAGGCACUUCUCCGCUUCGCAGUUUAGGGCUUACCGAACCUCAUCAGAUGGAGCAUCGCCAAAUGCUUAUGGACAUUCUAGGUGGAGACGGCAAUACUGCUCCUGGAAUUGACCCUUUCGUCGAUGGAGCAGGGACUAGUAACUCCGGAGUUGUUCCAUUUGAAGUCAAUGCGUGGCAUAGUAGUAGCAAUGCUGCGUCUCCCAUAGAAGUAGAACAGGACACCGCUACGAACUACCAUUUUCCAAACCGUGGCGCUCCUAAUAACAAUACCUCUCCAACAUCGGCAGGGGCGGUGGCAAUAAUUAGUCCUUCUGGACAUCCGGAUCCGACUUCUUCAGUGGCUUCAAACAAGGGAAAAAUCGUUAGCAAACCAAAUGCCGUCCACGAUCUCUGGGCCCAUCAGGGACAGUCGCCCAGAGGCGAGAUGCCCACAUUGCUAGCCAGUGCUGUAGCCUUGUCUCCGAGAGAUAGACAAAACGAUACUAAUGCGAGUACUAGGAAUCCGACAGGCGGUACCAGAAGGUACAGAACUAGAUCAGAGAGACACGGAACACCACCCGAUGCCACAAAAGACGUCGUAGAUGUUGUUGCGAGUGGUAGACGACAAGGAGAAGAUCACACCGGAAGCCACGAAGAAGAGGAAGCAGUGAGAGAUGAUGUGUUUCGGAUUUUUCAGGGCGUUGGACAAGGGCAGGAUAGUCAUCUUUCUUCAAGUAGAGCCCCCCCGCUUCGUGACAACGAACUUCCGAGGCGAGAGAACUUGAACCUAGCAACAGAUCCAGCAGCUAGAGCUGACGCAGGCAGUGCAGCAACAGCACAGGGACACCCCGCACAGGUCGCAAGCGGCUACAAACAUUCAGCUGCCGGCCCUAAUCAUGGUAAGGCCCAGCCUACUCCGGAUGUUGGAAGAGGCGGGCAUCAUCACCAUAAUAAAAAUUAUCUUCUAUACGAAUCUCCGCAGCACUCACCUCGGAUUCCGCGCGGUGCUACGUCUAAUGCGCCGAGAGGAGGGUGGCCCAUGCAGAGUUCGCCUUCUCUAAAGGUCGCUGUUCCUGCACUCUUUUCGUUCGACUACGAUCGAGCUGGGGCUUUGGAUGACCAGUAUCAACAACAACUACAUGUUGCUGGUAGUGGUACAAGAGCAGUAGGUCAACAGCAUUGUUCCAGUAGUACGUUAAAGGGUGUUCGUGUUGUGAUCAAGAGCAAAGAUCCUAGAAGAAUUUUGUUUCCGCCAGGCUCUGGUACCAAAGCUCUGCGAAUGAGGGAAGAGGACAGCACAGGAGGCAGUAAGAAUGAAGAGGAUCAUGACCUUGUAGUUCCUGGAAUGACUGAUGCUGGUUUUGAGCAGUCGUCAUCAUCAAAGGACAAGGGGGAAGGACGAGGAGUGGCCUUGACUGUUGAGGGAACUCAAGAUCAAGCUACACCUCUACCGGCGGGAGAACAGACCACGGGCGGGCUUGAACACGAGCAACAUCACAAGAAAGAGUUGCAUCUUUCAACCAACAGCAAUAGUAUGAGUAGUGAUUUUUCAGCGAGAACACCGCGAGGCGGUCGAAGUGGACGUACCUGCUUUGUUCUUCCGAUAUUUUCACGCUUCACUUUUGCGACUAGCGGUCAAGUGAAUCCACUGCUUGUCUCUCGCAUUGUGGAAGCAGGAGGAGUUGUGUUUACAUCCCCCCAAGAAGCAGAGGCAGAGGCACAAUUAGGCGAUGGAGCACCUACUUCCUCCUCUACAACCUCUGCAACUACUGGGAGAAAAAGUGAAACUUUCUUAACAACUCCACGGGGUAUUAAGCAACGCGAAUUUGCAGCACAAGGACAAGAACUUCAUCUUACUUCAACGUCGAGUUGUCCUCGUAGUCCUUCGAGCAAGACUAAGACACAUCAUCAUCUUCUUCUUCAUCAUCACAAUGGCUUGACCUCUCCAAUUGCGCGUCUCCCAGUUGGUAUACCCGCAUUACCAAAUAAGACAACGACCGGAAGUGUUCUGAACUCUUCGUGCGAUCUACACCAUAUGCACACAGGAGCUAGUGCAUCUUCCGGCAGUAUGAAGAGCACUCCUAGGGGUGCUACAACUAAGCAUGCGUUCAGUGGAGCAGCGAGUGCGGCUAAUUUCUCCACGCAAGCAGUCUCUUCAGGAGCUGCUUUGUACGCUGCACCUUCUCCACGUGGCCCUCAACCUCCUCUCGCGCCCACAUUGAGCAAGCCAAUGUCCCGUGUAGCAAGUGAACAAGAAGACUUCCAUUGCGACCAUGAUACUUCUGAACGUCGGGUCACCCACGUGCUACUCGGUUAUGACUGGUCAACAGAAGACGUGCGAGGUUAUUUGAAGAUUACUAGCAAGCGAGACAAACCACAUCCGCAGAUGGUAACUCCUGCUUUCGCAGAGAUGUGCCUGCAACGCCGUGUUUUGGUGGAUGAAGCGCCUUAUCGAGUUUUGUCAGCGGCAGACUUGGAGCAACUAGUACUUGCGCAAGUAGAUGGUGCCAAUGAGGUUCUGCAGAAGGGUGCUGUCGUAGAGACUCCAAGAAAGAGUCCUGCUGCGACAGGACAUCUCUCUGGAAAGGGCGUCAAUCUUCGUAGCAUACAACAGCCUCAUGGACCUGGAGCGUCACAACUACAUCGGAAAAUUGAUCAAGCACUAUUACAUGGAUUAGUUUUCGGGUGUCUGGGAUCGUGGACUGCAGAUCAUCCAUUAUUGCAAGACAUUCGGUCCCAUGGGGGACAGACGCGGCUCUUGGGCGGUGGUAUUUGUGAUUGAAGAACUGAGUAAACUGUCUUUUAUUACUUAGCCCGUGCUAGUAAAUUUUCGUUUUCCUGCUCAUCAUGAUUCUACUUACUUUGUUGACACCGCAUUCAUCAAUUUCAAACUAUAAUCGAGAUCGACUAUUCGAGGUUCCAACGGCGCUCCCGCAACGCCGCGAAAGUCGACAUCCCACGGCGUUACGCAUUUUUUGGUCGAUAGCCAUAAAGCAAAAAGCCAGACAAAUGCGCAUAGAGCGGGAAGUGAAGACGAUUCCAGACAGAUAGUCGAUAUCGCUUGGGUAGCCGCUUGUCUUCGUAACCACGUGUUGAUGCCGAUUUCUUCUGCGAGGAAUAAUGGGAAUAAGAGUACUUCUCCUAGCAAGGUUGGACCAGGAGCAGUAGGAAAAAAGGUUCCACCCAGCACAGGUGCCUGUCGUGCGCUGCUACGCUCCAAACUCGUGCAUUGA